Triticum dicoccoides is the source of this 1484-nucleotide messenger RNA. RefSeq names its product verprolin-like. The record is from RefSeq and is a predicted model, not a curated record. The transcript is spliced from 4 exons. NCBI's taxonomy places the organism in Eukaryota, Viridiplantae, Streptophyta, Magnoliopsida, Poales, Poaceae. Bases 1 to 1131 code for a protein of 376 amino acids.
AUGGCUCCCAUUCCCAAGGGCGCGGACGCUGAGGCGCUGGAGGCACGCCGCCUCCAGCUUCUCGAAAAUGCUGGCCGCCUGGCCAGCAUGCGCCUGGUUUCAGACGCCUAUCGGUGCGAGAUGGACUGGGCCGUAGGCGGCAAGCCGACUCCCGAGGGGCCUAGCCGCCUCGGCACUGUUCGGCAGCAUGGCGUGACCAUCGCCAGCAUGUUCGGGGCAGAGCACCCUGUCCACGCCACGCCUGCAGAGAACAUCCAGGCCACCCAGGCGGUAACGGAUGAGCUGGACAAAUACGACGGCGACGAGUGCCGCCACAUGACGGAGCGAGUCCAGCAGCUCCUAGACGCGGCUGCCAUGCAGCACAAGGCCGCCUGCCGUGCUGAAAAACAAAAACACACCCACACCCUCCUCCCGGGCCUCCCUCCCAGCGCGCCGUCCGCCUCCCUCCACGCCGCGUCGGCCGUCUCCCCGCCGCGUCGGUCGCCUCCCCCCCAACGCGCCGGCCGCCUCCCUCCACGCCGCGCCGGCCGCCACCCUUCCCGCCGCCUCCCUCCACCCCGGCACCGGUCGCCUCCCUCCACCCUGGUGUCCCUAUCCUCCCUCCACCCCAGCGCCGCCGUUCGUCCUCCCUCCACCCCAGCGUCGGCCGCCUCCCUCCACCCGAGCUCCGUCAUCCUCCCUCCACCCCAGCGCCGCCCACCUCCCUCCACCGCCCAGUGGCCAACGGAGGUGCGGACUUUGCCUCGACCACCUGCUCCAACCCCCCGCCAUGACCCCACACCGCUGGAUCCCAUCCGUCGAGCGCCGAAUCUCACCGGCCCUAGAGCCACGAUCCGCCGGACCACCACAGCUCCCUUGUUGUCCCCGGCCGCCACCCCCCGCCCCCGAGCUCCACUCUGGGAUCCCGUCGUUUACCCGACAAGCUCCACCGCCGGUAUCCUAUCGUUGAUAAGCUCCAUGUCCAACUCAUGUGUUCGAUGGAAGUUCCACAUGGGGGACACUCGUUUCAAAUGCUCAUCUCCCAUACGCGAUGUCGCCACCAAGGAAAACCUCUGGGAAGCUCUGCUGGAUGGUGGCAAUGGUAGUGCAGAAUUGGAGAAAGAAAAAGAGGAAAGCCGUCCAAAAAACUGAACAUUUUUUCAUGUUUCUCUCUAGCCGAAUGAAGCUAGACUGAUGUACUACACUUCAUCUCUCUGCACAGCAGGUUCAUGUACAUCGACGAGAGGAGUUCACAAUAUAUAUCAAACAAAAACAUAGUUCAGGUACAGAGGGAGUCUGAUGCAUGUAUGCAUGUAGGGAGGUUCUCUCACUUUCCAUGCGGGUGGAGAAGUAUAAUGGGAUGAAAAAUUGUUUCGCUUGACAUGUACUUGCCAACAAUUAUGUAUAAUAAAUCAUGGCAUUGUAUGUAGAAAAAGAUAUAUUGUGUGUUCUGCUGUUGUAUUGAGUUGCUAUCUAUUGGUAAUGGUACGAAGUUGCUAUUGCUC